AAAUUUGUAAUAACUAUUGUUAUUGUUGWUAAAAAUUAGCAUUUUUAAAAAUUUUCCAUUUUUUUGCAACAUUUUGGAAAAGGUUGAUCACGUYCAACAGCAUGUAGUAUCCGUAUAAUAAAUUUGAGUGCUUUUGUAUAAAACAUCUACGAGUAUAUCAGCCGGAAAGCCAUGCUAAAACUUAUCUCAGCACGCAAAGUGGAAAUGAAAAUGAUCAAGUUAUUAAGCCGAAUAGAGGUCGUUUCAUUAAUAAGAUGAARUAUGCGAUAGAAGUGACACUAAUUUAUUGGUAGUUUGUUAAACCUCUGGAGGUCUUUAAAAUUUAUUAUAUAUUUUAUGAGGAAAGACCACUUCAAGACAAGUGUCUUGGCAAUCAAGUCAUUAAUUAUAAUGUUUAAUGGCAGCUGUUGAUAAUUUUGUGAACUUGACSAGAGAUCAAAGUGAAAUGUUUGUCCGUUAUGACCUUCAGUGUACUUAAAAUGUCUUAUAAAAUCGAAGCACUCCCCAACGCAGGAACCUUGAUUGGUGAAGGUCCUCACUGGGAUAUUGAAACACAAAGUCUUUACUUUGUCGAUAUCGAUGUUGGUAGAUUACUACGUUAUGACUACAAAGAAAACAAAACCUACAGUGCAGUGCUUGAGGGUGAACAAUUUGCCUCUUUUAUUAUACCAGUCGAAGGUGAGAGCGGUAAGUUCGUAGUAGGCGCGGGUCGUCGUGUAGUGGUCGUCGCUUGGGAUGGCGUAGYACCAAAAGCCAAGGUGGUGCGUGUUGUACGCGAAGUACAACCAGACUUUGCUAUGAAUCGUUUGAAUGAUGGCAAAGCCGAUCCACGGGGUCGUCUUGUGGCUGGUACCAUGUAUAUUGAUCCAACGUUUUCGAAACGUGAGGGUGAAUUGUAUAGCUUCGAGAAAGGUAAACCGGUGGCGUUAAUCAAGUCUGAUGUUGGCAUCUCGAAUGGUUUGACAUGGGACGAGAAGGCGAAGAAAUUCUACUUUAUCGAUUCACUUGACUUCAAUGUCAAGGCGUACGAUUAUGAUUUCGAUACUGGCGUCGCAAGUAACCCAAAGGUGAUCUUUACACCCGGCACAUAUUUACCCGAUGGCAUGACAAUUGAUACUGAUGGCAAUAUUUAUGUUUGUACUUUUACCGGUGCUACAGUGUUUAAAGUGAAACCAAGCACCGGCGAAGUUUUAUUGGAAAUCAAAAUGCCCUGCAAACAAGUCACUUCAGUUGCGUUUGGCGGCCCMAAUUUGGAUAUCUUGUACGUAACGACCUCCAAACUGAAUGAUCAGCCACCACCAGCUGGUAAUACCUACAAGGUGACCGGUUUGGGUGUGAAAGGUUUGCCGAUGACAAAAGUACAAUUGUAAGAGCCGCGAUAAUUACAUACGCUAAUUGUUAUCUCGCCGGAAAAAAUUUUGUUAUAAUUUUGACUAAGUUUGAUACGAAAUAAAUAAGCAAAUAAAUAAGGAAAAAAGCAA
Messenger RNA from Bactrocera latifrons, 1481 nucleotides. RefSeq names its product regucalcin-like. The transcript is spliced from 5 exons. The record is from RefSeq and is a predicted model, not a curated record. Gene Ontology annotation, molecular function: gluconolactonase activity; calcium ion binding; enzyme regulator activity. The coding region runs from base 459 to 1370 and encodes 303 amino acids. Lineage: Eukaryota; Metazoa; Arthropoda; Insecta; Diptera; Tephritidae. Gene Ontology annotation, biological process: L-ascorbic acid biosynthetic process.